Cucurbita moschata (crookneck pumpkin) is the source of this 2236-nucleotide messenger RNA. Its product is annotated as probable indole-3-pyruvate monooxygenase YUCCA3. Gene Ontology annotation, molecular function: flavin adenine dinucleotide binding; NADP binding; N,N-dimethylaniline monooxygenase activity. The transcript is spliced from 3 exons. Bases 579 to 1871 code for a protein of 430 amino acids. NCBI's taxonomy places the organism in Eukaryota, Viridiplantae, Streptophyta, Magnoliopsida, Cucurbitales, Cucurbitaceae. The record is from RefSeq and is a predicted model, not a curated record.
UUAAACCUUGAAGGAUAACCCAAAGAAGACAAUGUCUACUAGUGGUGACCUUGGACGGUUAUAGAAACUGAUUCCUUGUUCGAGUCAUUUCAAGUCCAAGUUUCUAGCUAACAUCAUAGAAUAAAUUCUCUAAAGAAUCAGAAAGAAAUAGAAUAAGUUUGAAAGAAAAUCUUUGCAAGAUACAAGCAGCAGCACAAGAGAGCCCCUGGUUUACAACUUCUAAGAAUUAACUAUUAAAAAAUCUCUCUCUAUCUCUCUCUCUCUCUGUUUAGCAUAAAAUAUGGGUUUAAAUCAGACAAAAUAAAUGCUUUGGACCUCAGAAGAAAGAGACCACAAAGUUUAUAAUUUCUUUUUGUUUCUCCAAAUUCACAUCACAUGCUUCUCUCUCAUUUGGCCAAACUCUUCUCUUAGCUGCCUAUUUAAGCACUUCCAACGCCUUCUUCCCCUUCCACACAUUCAGCUUUCUCCAUCUUAAAGAAAAGUACACUAUAUUCUAUUCUAUUCUCUUCGACCCCCAUUUAAAUUUAUCCUCUUUUUCUUUCUAUCCAUCCCUGUUAACAACACACACAAAUACUAUUAUGACUCAUAACAGUACUUGUAUCAGUAUCCCUCCAUUGGCUCACACCAUUGAUGAUGGCUUCUUUGAUCAUCGGUGUAUAUGGGUCAAUGGACCGGUGAUUGUCGGAGCAGGACCAUCUGGGUUGUCCGUGGCUGCAGCUCUCAAACAACAAGGCGUCCCAUUCGUUGUCGUUGACCGAGCUGACUGCAUUGCCUCUCUUUGGCAACACAGGACCUAUGAUCGUCUCAAACUUCACCUUCCAAAGCAAUUCUGUCAACUUCCUAACUUCCCUUUCCCAGAGGAGUUUCCUGCUUACCCUUCCAAGUUUCAGUUCAUUUCCUACUUGGAAUCCUAUGCCAACCAUUUUGAUAUCACCCCACGUUUCAAUGAGACUGUGCAGUCAGCCAAGUAUGAUGAAACUUUUGGUCUGUGGCGAGUCAAAACCGUUUCGUUGAGUCCAAAGCCAACCGAGGUUGAGUACAUUUGUCGGUGGCUGGUCGUCGCCACCGGCGAGAAUUCUGAGAAGGUUGUGCCAGAGUUUGAAGGGAUGGAGGAGUUUGGUGGCCAUGUUAUGCAUGCUUGUGACUACAAAUCUGGCGAGGCUUACCAUGGCAAACGGGUGCUUGUUGUCGGAUGUGGGAACUCCGGCAUGGAAAUCUCACUUGAUCUUUGUAACCAUGACGCCAAGCCAUCAAUGGUGGUACGAAGUUCGGUUCACGUAUUGCCAAGAGAAAUACUUGGAAAAUCAACUUUUGAAGUAGCAAUUUCCCUGAUGAAAUGGCUGCCACUUCAUAUGGUCGACAAGAUGCUCCUGAUCGUUGCCAGACUUGUUCUUGGGAACACUGAGAAGUAUGGACUUAAAAGGCCAUCUACAGGGCCUUUGCAGCUGAAAAACGCUGCUGGGAAGACACCAGUGUUAGAUAUUGGAGCGCUACAGAAGAUAAGAGCAGGAGAGAUCAAGGUGGUGACCGGAAUCAAAAAAUUCCGACAAAGAGCAGUGGAGCUGGUCAAUGGAGAAGUUCUAGAGAUUGAUUCUGUAAUUCUAGCUACUGGCUACCGCAGCAAUGUUCCAUCUUGGCUCAAGGAAAAUGAGUUCUUUUCCAGUGAUGGGAUUCCAAAAAGUCCAUUCCCAAAUGGGUGGAAAGGCAAAGCAGGACUCUACGCAGUUGGGUUCACAAGAAGAGGCCUAUCAGGAGCUUCAUUGGACGCCAUUAAUGUAGCUCAGGACAUUGCCAAGAGUUGGAAAGAAGAAACAAAACAGAAGAGAAAAUCUGUAGCAGCUCGCCAUAGAAGAUGCAUUUCACAUUUCUAAUAUAAAAGUGUUGGGUUCAUCUUGUGAAGAACAGUAAACCAACAACAAAAACAAAACAGAAACAAAAGAAACACAUUAGCAGAGCCCUCCUCCCCCUACGAAUUCCUUUCUGUAUAAAGGAAGAUGAGGCUUAUUGUUUUUCUCCUUACUGUCCUAUUGACUAUCUCUUUCUGGAUCUACCUUGUUGUAAUUGUAAACUUUCUUUCCUCUCUCUGUUGUAAAUCCAACACAACCUGACCCACCUAGGAAAUGAUAAUAAAUGGCAUUUAAUGGGCUCCACAGUGGAUCCACAAUGGGUCCGUUUACAAAAAUGUGGCCCCUCAGGUCCAUGAUUCCCCCCAACAUAACAAAUCUCCACUAAGGGA